AUCUCCCUCCAGCUCCUCUGCAUCUAUCUGGGGCGUGUACUGCCGCUAGAAAAAAACUCCCAGUCCUGCAACUCCUGCAGCCCCAGUGAGGCGGUCUGGAUUUUCAGUCAGGGGACGUUCAUCACCAUCAGCAGCAGCAGCAGCGUCUCUCUCUCUCUCUCUCUCUAAAACUCCCUCGGACUCCCCCACAGUCUCUGCCUCGCUGUCCGUCGGUGUGUCUCGCUCAACAAGGCCAGCAUCUCCUUUCUUUUCUCCGCUUGUCACACAGCCAUCAUGUCCUCAAACGUCGCGGACGGGGACCUGCUGCGGAUCCCUCUGGGGCUCAUCAACUGCGAGGGCAAGUAUCUGACGGCGGAGACCUUCGGCUUCAAGAUCAACGCCUCGGCCAGCAGCCUGAAGAAGAAGCAAACGUGGACCCUGGAGCAGACCGGGGAGGACGGCAGCGCGGUGUUCCUGCUCUCCCACCUGGGCCGCUACCUCGCCACGGACAAAGACGGCAACGUUACCGCGGACAGCGAGACGCGCGGAAAGGACUGCCGCUUCGUCAUUACCGCGCAUGAGGACGGGCGGUGGUCGCUGCAGUCGGAGCCCCACGGCCGCUUUCUGGGCGGCAGCCAGGACCGGAUCACCUGCUUUGCGCAGACCGCGUCUCCGGCGGAGAGAUGGAGCGUGCACCUGGCCGUCCACCCGCAGGUUAAUCUGUACAGCUUUGCGCGCAAACGCUUCGCCCACCUGAGCGCGCAUGGGGAGCGGCAGGAGGUGUCCAUAGACCGGGACGUCCCCUGGGGGGUCGACUCUCUGGUGACGCUGGUGUACCGAGACCAGCGCUACCACCUGGAGACCUCCGACAACCGCUUCCUCCGCAACGACGGCAGCCUGUCCACCAAGACAGACAAGGAUACCGGCUACAUGCUGGAGUUCCUCUCCGGGAAGGUGGCAUUCCGCGACUGCAACGGCCGCUACCUGGCUCCGGCGGGCCCCACCGGCACCAUGAGGUCCGGGAGGAGCACCAAGGUGGGAAAGGAUGAACUGUUCGGCCUGGAGCGCAGCCACGCUCAGGUCGUGCUGACUGCAGGCAACGAGAGAAACGUCUCCACGAGGCAAGGCAUGGACCUGUCAGCCAAUCAGGACGAGGAAGGGGACCAGGAAGUCUUCCAGUUGGAGAUGAGCCGUGAGGACAGGAAAUGUGCCUUCAGAACUGCUGCUGGAAAAUACUGGACACUGACAGCAACCGGAGGGCUGCAGUGCACUGCCUCCACCAAGUCCGCCAACUGCUACUUUGAGCUGGAGUGGCGCGAUGGUCGUGUGUGUGUUCGUGCAGCAAACGGCAAGUAUGUGACCGCGAAGAAGAACGGGCAGCUGGCUGCUACUGUAGACAACGCAGGGGAGGCUGAACAGUUCCUGAUGAAGCUGAUCAACCGUCCAAUCAUCGUCCUCCGUGGGGAACAUGGCUUCAUUGGCGCUCGUAAAGCUGGAAUGACGACUCUGGACUCCAACCGAGCGUCCUACGAUGUUUUCCAGCUGGAGUUCCAUAACGGUGCCUACUCCCUUAAAGACUCCCAGGGGAAGUACUGGUGCGUUGGAGACGACACCGCGGUCGUGUGCAGCAGUUCUUCACCCGUCCAAUUCCUGCUCGAGUUCUGCGACCUCAACAAGAUGGCCAUUUGCGCUCUGGGAGGGAAGUACCUUAAAGGAGACCACGCUGGAGGGCUAAAGGCCACCGCAGACUCCCUGGACAGCGCCACCCUCUGGGAAUACUGAGAAAGCACAGCCAGACUUCUCCACUGUCUGACAAAAUACUUCACACUAUUGAUAGAUACUGUAGGUAGCUGUUUUCUUUUUUGCAAAUAUCUGUGUGUGUGUGUGUGUGUGUGUGUGUGUGUGUGUGUGUGUGUGUGUGUGUGUGUGUGUGUGUGUGUGUGUGUGUGUGUGUGUGUGUGUGUGUGUGUGUGUGUGUGUAGUUGUGAAUUUGUUUGGAUGGAUGUGUGGUGGAAAGUGAAACUGAUCAACUGGAAGUCAUGGCACCAAAGCACUACGAAGUGUUUGAUUUUUUAAUUUUAUUUUCUCAGACAUGAUCUCUUCGUACUGGGCUUUUUACUGGAGUUUUUGACGACUUGCUGUUUAAUGAAUGCUUUAUAGUGUGGUUGCACAUUACGUGUUUCGCCUCCGGUCGAAUUUACUCGAGCCGUACCUGACAAACAUCAGGACAUUUGCUGUUAUUGGUUGUGCCUAUCUGUGAUAACUACUGGUGUAACAAACAUGUAGAAUGCUAUAACUCAUAACUUACAGUAUCUAACCUUCUCCUGCUAAAUGUCCUGCUGCCUGUGUGAGCUGCUUUCACGUCUUUCAAGCUAUAAAACAUAAUGCACAUCAGAUAAAGGGAUGUUAUCCAUUGACACACUUCCGCUGUAAAUAACGCUUGCUUCGUCGCUGAGUCAUUCAAAACAUAGUAACCAUGGUAACAGAGCCGGGAUAUGGCUGGCAGAUCUGAUAUGUUUUUGUCUGUGCGCUCUCCAGUUUUCCUUCCUCAGUCACAAAUGUGCAGACAGACAAACUCUCUCUAGAGAUGCAUCUUCGGAAAGUCCAAGGUUUUCCUUCAACAAUCGAUCCACUUGGUAGUCUCGGUUUCCUCGGAUCAGCGUCUGGUUUUCAGUUAUGUUCCGAGAUGAAACGAAUUAAAUUGACAUUAAAAAGCUUUGAAGUGAAGGAGCCUUGUUAGUGGAGUGAUUAUCCUCUCUGUUGGAAGGAGUGGCAGUGAGGUGGUGGGUUAGGCUUAGUUAGCACACGCAAUACACCCAAUGCACAUAGAUACAUACAAAUAAGUGAAACUGUGAAAGGACAGUGAAUAACAAUCAGCACAAUAAUAUAGGAUCCACUUGAACAAAUUUAAAAGCACACAUUUGUUAUGAUGAAAUGUCUGCCUUAGACUGAUUGCUGCUGGUAUGUGUGUGUGUGUGAGAGAGAGUGUGUGUGGUCAUCUCUGGUUCUAUUUCAUGCUCUUACAUUUGAACUGAAUCGAGUAAACACUCCAAUAAAGCUUCCCUCUCAACAGUGAA
Molecule: messenger RNA, 3056 nt
Organism: Acanthochromis polyacanthus (spiny chromis)
Lineage: Eukaryota; Metazoa; Chordata; Actinopteri; Pomacentridae
Gene: fscn1b
Product: fascin actin-bundling protein 1b
Exons: 5
Coding region: 274-1761 (495 amino acids)
Biological process (GO): cell migration; actin filament bundle assembly; establishment or maintenance of cell polarity
Cellular component (GO): lamellipodium; actin cytoskeleton; microvillus
Molecular function (GO): protein-macromolecule adaptor activity; actin filament binding
Source: RefSeq, a predicted model, not a curated record